AUGGAGAAUUUUCCCAACGAAAUCAUAGAAAACAUACUUUUACGAUUGCCAGGCGAGGUAGCUUUACAGGCCAGACGUGUAUGCACAACUUGGAAAGCUCUACUCCGCAACUAUAAAUCGCGUAAGCCUGGUUUCCUUGUCGCUGUCUCUCUUGGUGAUAAAGGUAGGUUUAGACAAGAAUUUUACUAUGAAGAUGAGCAUGAUCAUUACCAGCAUGCAAAAAUAAAUUAUUACUUCACUGACAAGACACUAUCGAAAAUAGAACAUCACAGAUCUAAUGCGAAAAUCGACUGGCAGAUAAAGGAUAUCAUCAUAGGGUCUUGCAAUGGAUUGGCUUGUUUUAGCAAAGCUAAGAAAGAUGUUGUAGGCAGAGUUCCUUUUCUAAUCUGCAACCCUUUGACUGGAGAACCAGUCUUACUUCCAUACUGUGAUUACCUUGAAUUGUAUCGGGAUAUAUUAACCCCAUGGUUUCCCAUUAGACGUAGUUUAACAAGUGGAUUUGGCUAUUGCCCCUUAACUGAUGAUUACAAGGUUGUUCAUUUAUAUACUGUUGGAGGCGGCCAUGAGUGGAGAUUCAUUGGAUUUAUCGGCCAUCACGUAGACGCUUAUUCUGCAUGUGUCUAUGCAAAUGGAGCACUUUACUGGUUGCCCCCCGAUAAAUAUGAUAUUGUGGCCUUUGAUUUGGAAGGUGAGAAGUUUCAUUCGGUCCCAUUGCCAUUUUAUGAAGAUUUUGUAUACGCAAAUCCUUCCCUCCUUGAUCGACCUAAAUUGCUUGGAGGGAAUAAUAAUUUGUAUCUGUCUUUUGCGAGCUUCACAACUUCUGACGCUUACCGCACGGACAUAUGGGUAUACAAGAGAGAUGAUAUUAAUACUGGAGGCACGAAAGAGUGUAAUUUGAAACUGAACGACCACAACGAAAGUUCGUCAUUCUGGGUUGAGGAGUUUAGUAUACCACAUCAGAGGAAUGAUAAUUCACAUUAUUAUUAUUAUGAGCCAUUUGCAAUCACAAAGCACAAUGAAGUACUAUUAUGGUCCUGCCGCAGCAUACCUUCUCGGACCAGACUCUACUGUUAUGACCCUAGAAUUGCAACCUUGAAGAUACUCUGGGAUGAUAAUGCAAAGUGUGGGGAAUACAUUGCGGCAAGUCCUCACACCCACAGCCUUGUUUCUUUGAAAUAUUUGGGAGAGACUGAUGUUAUUUAUUUGAAGAUUUAG
Molecule: messenger RNA, 1215 nt
Organism: Papaver somniferum (opium poppy)
Lineage: Eukaryota; Viridiplantae; Streptophyta; Magnoliopsida; Ranunculales; Papaveraceae
Product: putative F-box protein At2g02030
Exons: 1
Coding region: 1-1215 (404 amino acids)
Molecular function (GO): protein binding
Source: RefSeq, a predicted model, not a curated record